Molecule: messenger RNA, 4908 nt
Organism: Puntigrus tetrazona (Sumatra barb)
Lineage: Eukaryota; Metazoa; Chordata; Actinopteri; Cypriniformes; Cyprinidae
Gene: fmoda
Product: fibromodulin a
Exons: 12
Coding region: 466-1536 (356 amino acids)
Molecular function (GO): protein binding
Source: RefSeq, a predicted model, not a curated record
AUCACCUUAUGCACAAACCAUUUUUUCUGUUUUUGGAAUAAAGAAGUUAUAGGAAAAUCGAACUAGCUGAUGUCAGCAAUACAAUUUUCUAGAAGCUCAUUUUCACUUUAUCUAUCUGUAAAUUGAUUUUAUGAUUAUAUUGUUCUAUCUAUCAUUCCACUUGCCGAAUCAGAUAAUAGAUUAAUUUGUACUUUGUGUAAAUUACAUUUCGAAAACUAAGAAAUAAUGAACUUAAAUGGUAAUUAAAAAUAAAUAAUUGAAUUGUCCUGUGUUCUCUGUCAUAUGGUUUAACCUUAUCCGUUUGGUUUUUUUUGGCAGUUGCGGGAAUCUUCUGCAAGUUUCUCAGACAGAAGCAGUGAACUGAACAGACGUCUCAUCUCUGUCAUUUCUUUUUACGCAGAUGGUGGAAGCCCUGUAUGUGCAUCAAGCCAAGUCUCACAGCUGUCAAGUCUUUUGCCAGUGACAAUGCAGCUAAUUACUCUUCUGCUGUUGGGACUCCUGAAGUUUUCGCUGGCUCAGGACAGAGAUCCUUUCCAGUGGCUUUCUUCCCUGCACAGCCGAGGUUAUGCCUCUCUGCAGGCCGACAACACCGGAGGAGAAUGUCCCGAGGAGUGCGACUGCCCUCCAACUUUCCCAGUCGCCAUGUACUGUGACAACCGGAACAUGAAACAAAUGCCUUACAUCCCAUCCCGGAUGAAGUAUGUGUACCUUCAGCACAACCAGAUCACCUCUGUCCCAGAUAAUGCUUUUGGGAAUGCCACCAACCUUGUGUGGGUUUUGUUGCAUGAGAAUCACAUUAACUCAGUAGGAAAGCAAGCGUUUGCCAAACUGGUGAACUUGGAUCGCCUGUACCUGAACAACAACAACCUGACCGAGGUGCCGUCCAACCUGCCUCGCUCAUUACGUGACCUUCGUCUCAAUCACAAUAAAAUCACCAAGUUGCCCCCCAACGCUUUUGAGGGCAUGGAGAAUUUGACCAUGCUUCUGCUCCAUAGUAACGGUUUCCAGGAUAUCAGCGGCCUGAAAGGUCUGAAGUCGUUAACUCUGCUGGAUGUGAGCGGUAACCAGCUCAAGAAGGUUCCUAAUGGUCUUCCUGAGAUGAUCCACCAGCUUUAUCUAGAGUCCAACUCCAUCGAGGCAGUUCCAGAGAACUUCCUCAGCCAGUUCACCAACCUUCAGUAUGUCCGUUUUUCUCACAAUGAGCUCACAAACAAAGGCAUCCCUCAAAACACCUUUAACAACAGCGGUCUGGUGGAGCUGGAUUUGUCCUUCAACAAGUUGGAGAGCAUUCCUAUUGUUAGCACUAAUCUGCAACACCUUUAUCUACAGGCUAAUCAGAUCAAAGAGUUUACACUGGGCAGUUUCUGCAGUGUGGUGGAUGUUAUGAACUUCUCGAAGCUGCGAGUCUUGAGGCUGGAAGGAAAUGAGAUCAGUGCCGGAGACAUGCCCUCUGAAGCUGCCCUAUGUCUUCGUCUGGCUACUGAUAUUGCAGUGGAAAUUUAUAGUGCCUUGGGAUGUUGUGUGAGAGGAAUAUAAUUUCCUGUGGACUUUAGAGAGAAGUACAAAGAAGGAAGAGGAUAUUGAGAGAUUUAGAUAGGAAAUGGAGAUCCUCUGUAAAGGUAUGUGAAGCUAGUUAAUUUUUUUCUCAAAUGCCACAUAGCCAUAUGAAUAUGCCUUUCUGUGCUUUUUGUGUUUUGUGCGCUUGUCUGGCAGUUGGAUGACAAUAUUGGCAGUGCUAAAAAUCAACAUUGCAGUUUGUUUGGUACACAUUUGAUUUACUUUAGGUUUGUGCAUUCAUGUCUCUUCAGGAAAGAAGUUUGAACAAUGCUACACAGACUUUGAUUGGCUACUGUUUGUUUCCUUUACCUGUUAUUACCUGAGUUUACACUGGGCAGUUUCUGCAGUGUGGUGGAUGUUAUGAACUUCUCGAAGCUGCGAGUCUUGAGGCUGGAAGGAAAUGAGAUCAGUGCCGGAGACAUGCCCUCUGAAGCUGCCCUAUGUCUUCGUCUGGCUACUGAUAUUGCAGUGUAAUGGCAGUGACCAAUCAGCAGGGGGCUCUUUUGUUUCCCUCCAACAUUAUUAUAUCAGAAUGGCAUGAGUUUGCGUUGAUGUACAUUUUUAUUGUAGGGAAAUUUAUAGUGCCUUGGGAUGUUGUGUGAGAGGAAUAUAAUUUCCUGUGGACUUUAGAGAGAAGUACAAAUACAGAAAUAGAAGGAAGAGGAUAUUGAGAGAUUUAGAUAGGAAAUGGAGAUCCUCUGUAAAGGUAUGUGAAGCUAGUUAAUUUUUUUCUCAAAUGCCACAUAGCCAUAUGAAUAUGCCUUUCUGUGCUUUUUGUGUUUUGUGCGCUUGUCUGGCAGUUGGAUGACAAUAUUGGCAGUGCUAAAAAUCAACAUUGCAGUUUAUUUGGUACACAUUUGAAUUACUUUAGGUUUGUGCAUUCAUGUCUCUUCAGGAAAUAAGUUUGAACAAUGCUGUGAGUAUUUAUUCUACAUGUGAAGACAGAAGAACUUAAUGGAGAACAGAAAGAUCUUACUUGACUAAAUCCAUCUUUCAUCUUGUAUGUGUUUCCUGUAUGCGUCUUCCAUUCACAUCUGAAAGGGGGGAAGGAUAAACUUCGAAUGGUUGUGUUUUAAGAACAAAUGUAUUGCAUGUGUUAUAAAAAAAAAUGACUGAGGUUCUGGUGUUUAAACAUGCCUGUAGACCUUUCGUGUGACUCAAUAAAACUAAUAUUUUCAUGUAUGAAACGCUUUUACGUGAGUUUGAAACAGAACAUAUUUCUCUAGUUGCCAGUGACAACGUUCAUAUCUUUUUUGUUUUUUUUUAUAUUGGCUCUUAUUAAUGCCUACGUACACAGUAAAAUAAGCAGUGUAAAAAAUGCAGUGUUAAAUGUUAUUAAUUCUAAAAGAGUUAAAUUAAUAACCAACAGUGUUAAUAAUGUUCUUUUGUAGUGUAGUUGCAGGGGUGCUACGUGGUGUAAUUAUAUUUUUACACCUGAAGUGCAAAACCCCCGCCAAGUUAUCUUUGCCCCUCCCCUUUUACCCGUCGUGAAGACGAAAACGCCAUUUUAUCCACAUGCCAGCUGCAAGGAAUGAAGAUGCUCGUCAAAGUUAAGUUCAGAAGUGAACAGAAGUAUGUGAAAGUUUCUCACAGCGAUUUGAAACUUUCCGAUUUUCUGGAUGAAGCCUUAGUGAAGUUCGGCAUCAGUGUCUCUAGUAGGCCCGAGGCCCGUCUUUACGACGAGUCUGGCACUGAAAUAGACGAGGACGUCUUUUGAGGACGUUCUGAAGCAACCGAAUUUGGGUGUUUUUCAGAUACUAUUGCCAGAUUCUUCAAAUGAAUUGACCCAUGUUCCUUCACUACCAAGUGAAGAAAGCUCAAUUGAGAUUUCAAGCAAUCUGAUGACACCAUUCUUCUAAGUGAUGACAGCCCUACAAGAAAGAGGAGAGCUGAAGAUGAAGCAGGAAUUGUGAGUGUGUGUCUGUGCCUUGGAUGUUAUUCAAUUUGAUCCAGGUGCAGAAUCACAAUGUGACUACACAAUCAUCACACAAUGUUUCCUGAGAUGGGUUGUUCAUUGUGCUUUGUAACUUAUUCUCUCAUCUCCACCCAAACAAGUAAGAGAACUGUAUGCUCAAGGAAUCAUUGCCCUGUUUCCAUAUCUUAGGGAUCCAUAUGCAAAGCUUGGUUAUGAACAUUAUUAUGACCCUCAAAGUGGACAAGGGUACUUGUCAUGGAAAAUAAAGAACAUUCAGAGGAACAGUGCACCAUCAGAGAUCCGUAGAUGUGUCCCCCAGUCUUUUGGUGGCCCAUCUGCGCAGAGAGAAGCUUCAUUCAGCACAGAAGUUAUCCUGACCGAAGAACAGUAUAGGGAAGCUGUUUCUCUUAUGAAGCAUACUUCAGAGGAGGUGACAGUAAAGGUCAAGAUGAGGGAGACAUUUCAGUAUCGUCGCAAGAUGGUUCAUGACCCAAGCAGAUGCACUGAUGUGCUAACUGAAUUUCCACGUUAUUUGGAUAUUAAAGGCCUGGUAAGAACAUUUGAGUUAUUAAUGUGAUUUAGAUUAUUUUUCUGUGAAUUAAGGACAAUAGAGAAUAUCUGUGGUGAUUUAAAGUUAUAUUGAUUAUGCAUUGUAAAGAUAAUAAAUUUGCCCUUAGUUGCUUACCCUAAACCUUUAAUCAUGACAGAAUAGUGCUUGGACCAGGAAAGACUGUUUCUCUCUGUGACUUAAGUGAAAAUGUACAAAUUGCAUCCAAGUUGAAUGUUUCUCCUCAAACAGAUGUUCUCUCAGUUAAAUGGGUAAAGUAUAAUGGAACCGAAUACCGUUCUGGUUUAAUUAUUUGUGGUGAAGUAGACAUUGAUUUGCCAGUGUUUUUUAAAAUCAAAGAUAUUGUUGUUUAAAAUGAAUUUGUGGUACUGGUUGCAUCACCACUCAAAACUGUUUGCUUUGAUGAUCAUCGUUAUGCCUACAGAAUUGAACCAAGACACUGUGAAUCCUUGAAAGUGUUCAAUGUCACUGAACUAAUUUAUUACAAACCUUUUGAUAUGCAAAUGUCUUAUGGGUCUGAUAAUUUCUUUUGGUUUGUUGUACCUUACUGCAGUCUUGUUACUACUUAGCUGUCAAUGCAGGUCUUAUUUCAAAAUGUUUUUAUUUUAUCAUUUUGACAAGUCGGAACUGUAUACAUGUUUUAAAGUAGCCAUUUUGCCCAUUUUGUAAAUAAACAUGUUUACAUCUGUGUAAAGGAUUUUUUUAAAAAAUAUUUGAAUGUAUUUAAUACAUAUUUUGCACCAAAUAAGAACACUAUGAAUAACAGUAAUAUAAAAAAAUAACACUAGUGGUGUUAAGUGCCCCAUAGUGUUAAACUUCUAGUACAAUAACAAGUGUAAAUAAAAACACUCUCAGUGUCAAACUUUGA